CAGAGAGAGAGACAGAGAGAGAGGUGCGACCUAUUCCCCGCGGGCGGCCGGCGCUAGGACCCAGCGGGCGCGCGGCGGCCGGGUGGUCGUGGGCUGAGCCAGCUCUCUGCUCCCGGGAGCCCGGGGGCACGGCAGGGGGCAUGGCUCGGACGGCGUGGGGGCUGCUGUGGCUGCUGCUGGGCAGCGCCGGCGCUCAGUACGAGAAGUACAGCUUCCGCGGCUUCCCGCCCGAGGACCUGAUGCCCCUGGCCUCGGCCUACGGCCACGCGCUCGAGCAGUACGAGGGCGAGAGCUGGCGCGAGAGCGCGCGCUACCUGGAGGCGGCGCUGCGGCUGCACCGGCUGCUGCGCGACAGCGAGGCCUUCUGCCACGCCAACUGCAGCGGGCCCGCCGCCUCCCCGACCGGGACCGGGCCCGGGCCCGUGCCCGAUCUCGACGGCCACGACCGCGGUGACGACGCAGACUGGGCGCGCGAGCUGAGGCUCUUCGGGCGCGUCCUGGAGCGCGCUGCCUGCCUGCGGCGCUGCAAGAGGACGCUGCCCGCCUUCCAGAUGCCCUACCCGCCGCGACAGCUGCUGCGCGACUUCCAGAGCCGCCUGCCCUACCAGUACCUGCACUACGCCCUCUUCAAGGCAAACCGACUGGAGAAGGCUGUGGCCGCGGCCUACACCUUCCUCCAGAGGAACCCCAAGCACGAGCUGACCGCCAAGUAUCUCAACUACUACCGGGGCAUGAUGGACAUCGCCGAUGAGUCCCUCACGGACCUAGAGGCUCAGCCCUACGAGGCCGUGUUCCUUAGAGCUGUCAAGCUCUACAACAGUGGUGACUUCCGCAGCAGCUCAGAGGACAUGGAACGGGCCCUAGCUGAAUACCUGGCAGUCUUUGCCCGGUGUCUAGCUGGCUGUGAGUGGGCGCAUGAGCAGGUGGACUUCAAGGACUUUUACCCAGCCAUAGCAGAUCUCUUUUCAGAGUCCUUGCAGUGCAAGGUGGACUGUGAGGCCAACCUCACCCCCAACGUGGGUGGCUACUUCGUGGACAAGUUCGUGGCUACCAUGUAUCACUACCUGCAGUUUGCCUACUAUAAGUUGAAUGAUGUCCGCCAGGCUGCCCGUAGCGCUGCCAGCUACAAGCUCUUUGACCCCACGGACAGUGUCAUGCAGCAGAACCUGGUGUAUUACCGCUUCCACCGGGCUCGCUGGGGCCUGGAAGAGGAGGACUUCCAGCCCCGGAAGGAGGCCACGCUGUACCACAACCAGACCGCUGAGCUGCGGGAGCUCCUGGAGUUCACGCGCAUGUACCUGCAGUCCGAUGAUGAGAUGGAAGUGGAGACGGAGGCUUCCCCGGAACCUGAGACGCCGCCGUCCGACGCCGAGUUUGAGGGGGAGGGGGACUACGAGGAAGGCCUCUAUGCCAACUGGUGGCAGGAGCCAGAUGCUAAGGGCGACGAGGCUGAGGCUGAGCCAGAGCCUGAGUUGGCAUGAGUAAGGGGUCACCACACACCCCUCGAGCUUAGGAUGCUUGGACAGCAACGAUAACUAUUUAUUGAAGUUCUCAAUGCCAGGUGUGGUGGUUCACACCUUUAAUCUCAGCAGUCGGGAGGCUGAGAUAGGAGGAUCGCCGUGAGUUGAGGCCAGCCUGGGCUACAGAGUGAGUUAAAAAAGUCAUCCUGGCCAGAAUGAGACCCUGCCUCAAAAAAAAAAAAAAAAAUAGUGUUUUCCGUGAAGUUUGGGGAGGCAGCUCAUUUGGUAGAGUGCUUGUCUGGCAUGCACAAAGCCCUGGGUUCGAUCCCUAUAAGCCAGACAUGGGCGAGCAUCCCUGUGAUCCAGCUCAGGAGGUGGACAGAGUAGGAUGUGAAGUUCAAGGUCAUCCUUGGCCACAAAGAAAGUUCGAGGGCAGCCUAGGAUCUUGUCCGGAAAAGAAACAAAACCGAACAAGCAAACUUAAAAAUGGAGACCGUUGCCGGGCCUCCAUCUUGUCUAACCCGGAUUCCACCCUUGCUGCUUGUACGUCCUUGGACCGCAGCAUGGUGGCAGUGGUGCCCGUUGGCAAGCGGGACGCUGGGGGUCCCUCUUCCUCCCUGCUGCCCCUGCCAAGUGGACAUUGUCCUGAAGACGAAGCCUGAACUUUAUCUGACGAGUUGGGUCACGCAAACACUGGGCCUGGAGAGCUGGUGCUCAGUCAACACCAGUGGGUGCUUAAUAAAUCUUGUUGUCGAAUGAA
Molecule: messenger RNA, 2220 nt
Organism: Jaculus jaculus (lesser Egyptian jerboa)
Lineage: Eukaryota; Metazoa; Chordata; Mammalia; Rodentia; Dipodidae
Gene: P3h4
Product: prolyl 3-hydroxylase family member 4 (inactive)
Exons: 8
Coding region: 141-1481 (446 amino acids)
Biological process (GO): peptidyl-lysine hydroxylation; collagen fibril organization
Cellular component (GO): endoplasmic reticulum
Molecular function (GO): collagen binding; protein binding
Source: RefSeq, a predicted model, not a curated record